CUAUUCAUGCCUGCCUUGUACUGUUGAUACGGUUAGCAUGGCAGCUUGUCUCUUCACGUUAGCUAGUUAGCUAAAUGACUUCGAAUAGUUGACACAGUCGUCCAGAAUAAAUAGUUUACCGUGCAAUGUUAUUCAGCUAUGGGAUUCAACCAGUUACGCUGGUAUUUAACAACUCCAAAAACUGCUUUCUCCACCUGUCACCUAACUUAGUCUCUCAACUCUGCCUCAGAGAGAGUCAGGUGUUGGAGUUGUCCUGGGCUGAUGGUGAUAAACCUCUGUUCUUAAGCUGGAUCAGAGGUGCUAACACAUUAUGUUCAGGGCAGGAGGACAGGGUGGAGCUCAGCAGACAGCUGGGAGAGAAGCUCGGAUUACUUGAAGGAACACAGGGCUUCCUUAGGCCAUGUGUUCAGGUGCAUUCAGUGCAGCAGGUGUUUGUUGAGCCUCUCUCUUCUGAUGACUGGGAAAUCUUGGAACUUCACUGCUUGGCUCUCGAACAGCAACUUUUAGACCAAAUCCGAGUGGUUUUCAGGGAUGCAGUGUUCCCUGUGUGGGUGGACCAAUACACUGUCAUCUACAUUAGGAUAGUAUCCUUCUCUCCUUCUGUCUCAUUUGGCCGAUUGGAGCAGUUCACUGAGUUGGUGGUCUCCCCCAAACUUCGACCUGGAGGCACACAAUUUCCUCAUGUUCCCCCAGACAUGGAACCAAAGAACCAACUUCUGCAAAGGCAGCAGAACACUGACCUCACAUCCUCCUCUCUUGGAGCUGACUCUCUUCCCCAAUCCCUUACAGAUCAGCCAGCUUGCAGUCAGAGUCAUCGGGGUGGAAUGGCUGAUCUGAGGAGUCUGUUAAAGUACUUGUUUUUGGGAAAAUAUGAGCCUGCCAAGGAUAUUCCUGAAGUUCCUAUAAUCCCUGCUGUCUUCCAAGGUUGUGUUCUUCGGGUGUGUGGAUCGCCGCCAGCAGUGAUCAGUCAUCUCAGUUCAAGUCAUGGAGGUGUUCAUGUUUUCCCAUGGCACCAGUCAGACUGUUUGAGUACAGCACAGCCUGUAUUAACCUAUGGCAGACUUUCAAAGAUUCCCUCUCCUAAAGAAGUGAAGGAGCAAGCCAAACAAGCGAUGGACAAGAAAAAGAGCAGUGGAUCUCAGACAGAUACAGAUACACAGGAACAAGCAGAAGAGUCUAUGGUGGUUAGGAUGAUUUGCCACAAUAGAGAGAAUCUGCAGUUGAACCAGAGAUCCUGUAAACUGGGAGACCUUUACAGUGGGAGGAUUUGGAUCCCAAGCAGAUUACGAGACAGGUUGAGCAUCGACACACACUCUGCUGUGAAAGUCUGUCCUAUGACAUGUACCCCUAAAGUAGCACUAGCCGUUUCACUCCAGCCUGUACGUACAUUGGCUGAUGGUGAGAUUGAGAGUGAGGAAGAUGUUCAGUCAGCUUUCCUUAGCUGGCUUCAUGCUCUGAGCCAUCAGCCUUUAGCUUGUCUCACGGCAAGGGCCGACCUCAUCGUCCUGCAAUGCACUGAAGGAAAGUCUGAGUUUCUCUUGACUGUACUGAAACCUGAAGCUGAGCCAAAGCAAGUGGAUGAGAUUUUUCUCUUAUCUCCUGGAGCUUUAUACAAAGCAGACAUUCAGAUUAUCAAGGAGCCUCAUGUGUCGAACCAUACAGUGGCACACACUGCAGACAGGUCACCUUUCGCUGGCUUUCCUUCCCUCAGCACACUUGGUGGCAUGGGGGACAUCAGUAUAUGUGCUUUUGAGCACAUCUCGCACAGUCUGAUGGGAGGUCCACUAUCACGUGAGCUAGUAUCCAGUGGCUGUGGCCUGCAGAGUGGAGCUCUGCUCAUCACGGGAGCCAAGGGCAGUGGUAAGACUUCUCUAGCUAAGGCUCUCUGCAUGAAAGCUGUGGAAGAGCUGGAUGCCCACAUUGAGGUAGUGGACUCCAAGAAACUUAAAGGUAAAAGAGCAGACACUGUGAGGCAGAGACUGGAAGAGGUUUUUGAGCAGGCUGUGUGGAGACAGCCGUCAGUGAUCCUGUUGGAUGACCUCGAUCACAUGGCCGGAGCAGCCACCACACCUGAGCAGGAGCAGGGCACGGAGGCAGUGCUGCAUCACCACAUCGCACAGAGCCUUAAGGAUUUAGUAGAUGAAGUGGUGGGACGCUCCAGUUUGGUGAUUCUGCUGGUCACAGCACAAAAUGAACACCGUCUUCAUCCAGUGCUGACUGAAGUACAGGGUUCACACUUCUUUCAGAGCUUUUGUAAGAUCGAGACACCAACUCAGAUGCAGAGAAUGGACAUCUUGAGGUCACUAAUGUCCUGUAAAAACAUCAUAUCCGGAGACUCAGACAUUCUUGAUCUGACUGACGUUGCCAUGAAAACCGAGGGCUAUCUUCCACGCGAUCUGAACCUUUUACUUGACCGAGCCAUCCACGCCAGUGCUGUACACCAUAGAGACAACAGCAACACUCAAGGGUUGUGUUUGAGCAGUGCAGACUUGCAUCACGCUCUGCAGGAUUUCACACCUCCGUCCCUGUGGGGGGUACAGCUGCAGGUGCCCAGCGUUGCAGGGAUGAAGCAGGUGGGUGGGCUUCAUCAAGCACGCCAGCUUCUUAUGGACACCAUCCUACUGCCUGCCAAGUACCCGCUGCUCUUCUCCAGUCUGCCAAUUCGCCAUCGCUCUGGGGUGCUGCUCUAUGGAGCGCCUGGCACAGGGAAAACCCUACUGGCUGGAGCUGUUGCCAAGGAGAGUGGCAUGAACUUCAUCAGCAUUAAGGGACCGGAGCUGCUCAGCAAGUACAUUGGUGCCAGUGAGCAGGCUGUGAGGGAUGUGUUUCAGAGAGCACAAGCAGCUAAGCCCUGUAUUCUUUUUUUUGAUGAGUUUGACUCCCUUGCACCACGCAGAGGACACGACAGCACAGGGGUCACUGACCGAGUGGUAAACCAACUGCUCACACAGCUGGAUGGAGUAGAGGGGCUGCAGGGCGUGUACGUGUUGGCAGCCACCAGUCGCCCGGACCUGAUCGACCCAGCGCUGCUGAGGCCUGGACGGCUGGACAAGACCCUGUACUGCCCUCCUCCAGACCGGGAAGCCAGACUGGAGAUCCUAAAGGCGCUGACUCACAAUGUGCCACUGGCUGCAGAUGUGGACUUGGAGCAGAUCGCUGUAGCCACUGAGCUGUACACAGGAGCUGACCUGAAAGGCCUGUUAUACAAUGCUCAGCUGGAGGCCAUUCACAGCAGUCUGGGACCUAGCAUGUUGGCUGAGUUGGGCUCAGGAUCAGACAGUGAAGUAAGCGUAUCAUCGCUGAUCUUCCUGAACCAAAGCAGUGGCUCUGAUGACUCUGCAGGAGAGACUGAGGCUGGUAUAGAGACUUCUGCAAUGGCACUAGAGCACAGUGAGAUUCCCACUGAAGACUUAAACCACAAUAUAUGGCGCCUCUACUUUGGCAGCUCAUUUGAAUUGGAGCUCGGUCACCAUUCACCUUCUGAGCUGAAUUCCCAGUGCAUGUCUGUCCCCAACUCCACCACACACGAGCUGACCGGUGCAUCAGUGAGAGACCUGACUUUCCUCCGGGGCCCAGUGCUCAUGUCCUCUGUGCAGCAAGGCUUCCAGGAGCUGAACUCUGAGCAAUCUGAGCGUCUCCGAGCUGAUCUCAACACCAUCAAAAGCAGCUAUCACAGGAGCCCAGAGGACUCCAGUUUGGGACAGACAGGACCUGUUAAACCUGCAGUCCUGAUAUGUCAGUCUCACCUCAUGUCAGCACUGGCUAACACUAGAGCCUCUAUCAGUAGACAGGACUGGAGGAGGUAUACUGAUCUCUAUGAGUCAUUUGGGGCUUUGAGAGAAGGCAAGUCUCAGAACGCUGUGUUGUUUACACCAGGUCAGCGAGUGACGCUGGCUUAAUGAGGACUGGACACAGCACAGACCACACACAGCAUAUUUACUACUUGUUAACUAAAGAUGGUGAAUGUUUGACUUCAAAUAAGUGACAAAGUCACCUAAUUUUUGCUUAGAUAAGGUAUUAACAUCUAAAUUACAUGUAAAUACUUUUUAUAGGUCUUUGAUUUAAGAUAACUAUAGAUUUUAAUUAUUGUAAUAUAUUUCAGAAAUGCUUAAGGGGUUUCACAAGUAUAUAUUCACAGAACUGGUGUGUAAAAAAAAAUCCUCUACCUUAAUUAAAUUAAUAUUGAUUUACUGUUUUGUUUUUUUUUUGAUAAUGAUCUAUUUUUACACACAGUAAUCUGCCUAAGGAAAAACAUCAAUCAAAUCUUGGCAUGUUGUUUACAGAAUUGUCCUCUGUCUGCUUACUUAAGCAAAAUCAUUUGCUAAAUAAACCAGGAUUUGUUCACCUUCCCAAA
This is a messenger RNA of Tachysurus fulvidraco (yellow catfish), 4354 nucleotides long. RefSeq names its product peroxisomal biogenesis factor 1 (gene pex1). NCBI's taxonomy places the organism in Eukaryota, Metazoa, Chordata, Actinopteri, Siluriformes, Bagridae. Gene Ontology annotation, biological process: protein import into peroxisome matrix. The record is from RefSeq and is a predicted model, not a curated record. The transcript is spliced from 24 exons. Gene Ontology annotation, molecular function: ATP binding; ATP hydrolysis activity. Bases 126 to 3899 code for a protein of 1257 amino acids. Gene Ontology annotation, cellular component: cytosol; peroxisomal membrane; peroxisome.